AUGCAAAUGGUCAAGGAUGUUCUAGCCAACAGUGAUAAAGUUUCAGAGGUCCUACAAGAGUCUACUCAUCAGUUCAACCUGCUUACUUCACCCACCUUCCUACCAAAGGUCAAGGAUCAAGGGAAAUUCACUCUCCCUUGCACACUUGGGCAUCUUGAGAUUGACAAUGCCUUAGUGGAUUCUGGAGCAAGCAUCAAUCUGAUCUCUCUCUCCAUGGCAGAGAAGCUAGGCAUAGCUGGAGCCUUGCAGCGCCCUACUACUUCAAUCAUCUUUGGAGAUGCAACUACUAAGUCUCCUCUUGGAGUGUUCAAGAACUAUCACUUGAAAAUUGGAGAAUGCAUCAUCCAAACUGAUCUCACUGUGAUGGAAAUGGAAGAAGAGAAGGAUUUGCCUUUUAUUGGGAACCCCUUUCCUUAUACCAAUCUCAGUUCUAAGAGUCAUGGAGCUACAAAGGUUGUGAAGGAAAGGGUUGACAAGGAACCAAGAGUUGGGAAGGAUAAGGAUGAGAGAGGACCAAGGAUUGAGAAGCCACGUCUUGAGAGGGCUAGAGUUGAGAAACCACGAUCUGAUAGGCCAAGAGCUGAGCGACUUGUUCAAGCCCCUUGUGUGCUUGAUGAAGAGAGCCUUCAAGCUUUGUUUGAUGAGCCACUAGGAAGGGCUCUACAAGAAGGGGAGGAUGCAGCCUCUAAGGCAAGACCAGGAGAUAAAAGAAAGGAUCCACCAGCUCAGGCCCCUUCAGUCAAGCCAUCUCAGCUCACAAUGACUUUGUUCCCCACCAAGUUUGAAAAUGGGAAGAUUGAGUACAAGAUAAGGUACAAGGGGAGAUCAAGGCCAUUCUCUAGAGCCAAGGCCUUGGUGACUUCAGAACAGUCCAGGGACCCAACCAAGCUAAAGGAGCUUCUGUCUCAAGUCCUCACUAUCACCCUUGAUGGUGGGACUAGCUCAACCAAUGCCUAA
Microthlaspi erraticum is the source of this 957-nucleotide messenger RNA. Lineage: Eukaryota; Viridiplantae; Streptophyta; Magnoliopsida; Brassicales; Brassicaceae. The record is from the annotation of a GenBank genome assembly.